This is a messenger RNA of Entamoeba nuttalli P19, 1614 nucleotides long. RefSeq names its product protein kinase domain containing protein. The record is from RefSeq and is a predicted model, not a curated record. Gene Ontology annotation, cellular component: cytoplasm; autophagosome. Bases 1 to 1614 code for a protein of 537 amino acids. The transcript has a single exon. Gene Ontology annotation, biological process: protein autophosphorylation; autophagosome organization; peptidyl-serine phosphorylation. Lineage: Eukaryota; Evosea; Mastigamoebida; Endamoebidae. Gene Ontology annotation, molecular function: protein serine/threonine kinase activity; ATP binding.
AUGAGUGAGAUUGUGCUUAAAGAUGAUAAAAAUGUUAUAAUUGAAAAUAUGUAUUACAGUUGUAGAAGUGUUACUAUCAGACAAAAGUAUUGUGAAAUAUGGAAAAUUAAAAAACGACAGAUGAUGAUUGACAUUAAUUUAAAUAAAAUUACAGAAGAAGAAAAGAAAUUGAUUAUUAAGUGUGUUGAAUACUACCAAGAUACAUUCCAAAUAUAUGACUGUAUUUCUCCAGUUAAUCAUUUCAUUUUCACAAGAAGUAAUCAAAUAGAACAUCUCAUUCUUUUCACUCCUCUUCCACUUAAAUCUCAACUAAAUGAAUACUUUUCAUCUAAUUCGAGAAUUAGUGGAAGUGAAAAACAAUUACAUUCUACCACCAUUAUUACUCUACUCAAUAUUCUUAAAAAUAAAUCAUUAAUUCAUAAAGUAAUUCUUAGUUAUCAACAACUCAAUAUAUCUCUCUUUGAAAUUGACUCAAGUCCAUUCCCAUUAAUACAAUUAACUCCAUUAGCAUUUAUUAAUCAAAUUCUUACUCCCCUACAAUCUAAUAUUCCAAAUAAUUGUAGUUAUUGUCAAGAUCGGACUAAAAAACUCACACGUCUUCAACUUGAGAGUAUUAAUUCAUUAAUGUCCUUAGUACAAGUAAAUCAAUGUUCUAUCAUAGAAACUAUAAACAGUUAUACUGAAUUUGAACGUGAAUUAGAAAAACUUUCUAACACAAUAAAAAAGAUUUCCUCUAAGAAAAGUUCAUCAUCAGUGAAAGAAAUCAUUGUAGAUGAUUAUUAUGUUAUUUCAGAAAUUGGUAAGGGAAGUUUUGGAACAAUAUUUAAAAGUAUUGAAAAGAGUAGUGGAAAAGUAGUUGUUUUAAAAGAAAGUUUUAAUGAAAAAAGUGAUAACUUAAUAAAAGAAGAACGAAUUAUGGAAAUGUGUCAUCACCCUAAUAUUAUUAAAUGUUAUGGUUAUUCUACAUUAUAUAAUAGAAAAACUGAAAAUAAUUAUUUAAUGAAUGGAAGUUGUAUUGCAUUAGAAUAUUGUAAAUUUGGUAAUUUAAGUGAUUUUCUUUCAAAAAAAAUAAUGAAAAAUGAUAGACUAUCUUUUGGUCAAACUAAACUUGUUUUUGGUCAAAUUGUAUCUUCAUGUAUUUAUUUACAUUCUGUAUUUGGUAUUAUUCAUCGUGACAUUAAAUUAGAAAACUUCCUUGUUUAUGAUGAGUUUCCUUCUAUUAUUAUUAAACUCUGUGAUUUUGGUGUUGCAUUGAAAGCUACAAAAGACAUGGAGUAUGGAGUUGGUUCUCCAUUAUAUGCUGCUCCAGAAAUUGUAUUUCAACAAACAUACAAUGAUAAUAGUGAUUUAUAUUCAUUAGGAAUUGUUUUGUAUUACUUAAUAUAUCUUCAAUUCCCUUUCAAAAUUAAUUCACUAAAUGAACUUAAAGAAAGGUAUCUUCUUAGUGAGAACAUUGACUUUUUAUGGACAGAAAAUAAGAAAGAAUAUGUUCUUCUUGUUGAUUUACUUAAAAAACUUAUUGUUUUUGAACGGAAAAAAAGAAUGACAUGGGACCAAUUUAAAACUCAUCCAUUCGUUGUUGAUUGUUUAAAACAAAUAACCUUUGUUCAUUAA